Messenger RNA from Neopelma chrysocephalum (saffron-crested tyrant-manakin), 4861 nucleotides. RefSeq names its product peptidylprolyl isomerase G (gene PPIG). Gene Ontology annotation, biological process: protein folding; protein peptidyl-prolyl isomerization. Lineage: Eukaryota; Metazoa; Chordata; Aves; Passeriformes; Pipridae. Gene Ontology annotation, molecular function: peptidyl-prolyl cis-trans isomerase activity. The transcript is spliced from 13 exons. The coding region runs from base 201 to 2462 and encodes 753 amino acids. Gene Ontology annotation, cellular component: nucleus. The record is from RefSeq and is a predicted model, not a curated record.
CCCCCGCACCGUCCCGGGGCCGGGCCGCCACCCCUCCCGCCGCCGCUCCCCUGCCCGCCCCCGCCGUUCCGCCCCCGGCCGCCGCUCCCGCCCUGCCCGCCACUGACGCAGCCGUGCCGCACCAGCUCAACAUGGCGGCGGCGCGGCGCUGAGCGGCGCAGGGCGACAAGGGCCGCCAGGGUAUUUAAAUUUCUGAAGCCAUGGGAGUAAAAGUCCAGAGACCUCGUUGCUUUUUUGACAUAGCCAUCAACAAUGUACCUGCUGGAAGAGUGGUCUUUGAAUUGUUUUCAGAUGUGUGUCCAAAGACAUGUGAAAAUUUUCGCUGCCUUUGCACAGGUGAAAAGGGUACAGGAAAGUCCACCCAAAAGCCAUUGCAUUACAAAAGUUGUCUGUUUCACAGGGUUGUGAAAGACUUUAUGAUCCAAGGAGGUGACUUCAGUGAAGGAAAUGGCAGGGGAGGAGAAUCCAUAUAUGGUGGCUUUUUUGAAGAUGAAAGUUUUGCUGUAAAGCACAACAAAGAAUUUCUCCUUUCAAUGGCCAACCGAGGGAAAGAUACAAAUGGUUCACAAUUCUUUAUAACAACUAAACCUACACCUCAUUUAGAUGGACAUCAUGUUGUUUUUGGACAAGUCAUCUCAGGUCAGGAAGUUGUGAGAGAAAUAGAAAACCAGAAAACAGAUGCAUCUAGUAAACCAUAUGCUGAAGUCCGCAUACUGAGCUGUGGAGAGUUAAUUCCAAAAUCCAAAGCCAAGAAAGAAGAAAAGAAGAGACACAAGUCAUCUUCCUCAUCCAGUGACUCUGAAAGUUCAAGUGAUUCAGAAUCAUCAUCUGAUUCCUCAUCGGAUUCUGAGAGUGCUUCGGAAGAGAAAUCUAAAAAACGAAAAAAGAAACACAAAAAAAAUUCCAAGAAACAUAAGAAAGAAAAGAAAAAGAGAAAGAAAAGCAAGAAAAGCUCUUCCAGUGAAAGUGAAGAUGAAAACACUGAAGCACAGCCAUUAUCUACUGUCCGUCCUGAAGAAAUUCCUCCUGUACCUGAAAACCGGUUCCUGAUGAGGAAAAGUCCUCCUAAAGUAGAUGACAAAGAAAAAGAGAGGAAAAGCAGAGAAAAGGAAAGAGAAAGUAAUCUAUCAAAUUCCCAGUCAAUGUACCAGAGGAGACUGUUAGUGACCAGAUCUGGAAGGAAAAUUAAAGGAAGAGGACCAAGGCGUUACCGGACGCCUUCCAGAUCCAGGUCAAGAGAUCGUUUCCGACGCAGUGAAACUCCUCCACAUUGGAGGCAAGAAAUGCAAAGAGCUCAAAGAAUGAGAGUGUCUAGUGGAGAAAGAUGGAUAAAAGGGGACAAGAGUGAAAUAAAUGAAACCAAGAAAGAUAAUCAAAAGAGCCCAGGAAGAGGAAGAGAGAGAAAAAUAUCAGACCACAGACAAGUUUCUGAAAGUCCAAGCCGAAGAGGGGAAAAAGAGAAGAAAAAAGAUCACAAAUCCAGCAGUAAAGACAGGGAGACAAGAAGGAAUUCAGAUAAAGAUGAUAAGCAUAACAAAAGCAAGGCCAAGAAGAGAGCUAAAUCUAGAAGCCAUAGUAAAAGCCGAGAGAAAUCAAAAAGUAAAGAAAGAGACUCCAAGCACAGUAGACAUGAUGAAAAGAGAAUAAGAUCAAGAAGCAAAGAGAGAGACCAUGAGAAAGGCAGAGAAAAAGAAAAGCGCUAUGAUUCUAGAGGGAGAGAUAAAGAAAGAAGUAGGAGCAAGGAGAGAAGUAAAAGGGCAGGCUCAAGAAGUAAUGAACAAGAGCAUAGGAAGAGCAGAGACAGGGAGAAACGUAAGUCAAGAAGCAAAGAGCGUGAGCAUGCUAGAGGAAAACAUAGUUCCAGCAGUAGAACAAGGGAUCGAAGCAAAAGCCGAGAUAGAGGUAGGAGAGGAAGAUCAAGAAGCAGGGACAGGGAUCGUAGUAGAAGUAAAGACUACUCAAGGAAUAGAGAUAGAGAAACAAGAAGAAGAGGAAGAUCAAGAAGCAGAGAAAGGAGAGGUACACCAGAUAGAUACAGAGGAAGAGAAAACAGGAGGAGGAGAGACUCAAGGAGUUCAGAGAGGGAUGAAAGUCAAAGCAGAAACAGAGAUAGGUAUUCAAAUAGGGAAAGUAGAAGCUCAUAUAAGAGGAAUGAUAGUGAAAGCCAAAGGAAGAGGCGUUCAAAAAGCCGUGAAAGUAGUAGUCCUGAAUCUAGCAAAGAUAAGAAGUCUAGCAGAGAUCAGGAUAGAAGUCCAGACUCAAAAAAGAGACCAAGUAGCAAAGAGAGAGAAUCAAAAAAGUCAUAUUCACGCAGCAGUAAAGAAAAGGAAAAGACCAGAUCCUCAGCAGAAAAAGAAAUAAACCAAAAAUCAAAGAGUCAGGAAAGAGAUAAUGCCCCUAGUAAGGAUAAAAAGUCUGAUCAUGAAACAAGUCCUGGAACAGAUGACGACAGGCAUGGAUGAGUUUGUGGACUUAAUGUUUCCAUUGUCUCAAAGUUUUAGAGACAUUUUGGGGAACGCCUUUUUUAAAGAUGCAGACUUCAGUUUGGUCUUUUGAUAAUCUAAAACCUGGAUCAUUUGUACUGCUAAAGUUUUAAUAAACUUGAAAUGAAAAACAAAUUAUAUGUGUAAUACAGUGUGCUGUGUUUUAAGUACUUCAUUGAAUUUGUAUCCUUAUGUGUUGUCAGCUAGAAAGGUAACUUCUAUGCCACAUUUAUUUUUUACCUGAUGAACAUAGUUCAGUGCAAGCAAUGGCUGCCUGUGAAGAGGCUUGUUCCAUAUGUGAAGAAGAAAGCUGCAGAUAUACUACAUGUCAUCUUAAAGCUAGGAGACUGUUGCAAGGUGUCCAUUACUCCAGUGUUGCUCCAUCUGUAUUUCAGUAGGUAUAAAUCCUAAGGAAAUUUAUUUAUAGAGGUAAAUUAUGCUAGUUUUAUUUUAAUCACAAAGUGAAUUAAUUUAAGUAAAUCUUCAUUGUUUGUAUUUCUGUCACUGCCAAUAGUAGAAUUCAUUCAUAUUGUAAGGCAGUCAUCUGUUUGGAAGUUAUUUGCUUGUCCUAAAGAAUAUUUUUAAAUGCUCAUCAGUGUAACUUUCUUCCCUGUAACCUUUUUCUGUUCCAUGCUUUCGUGUUUGUCUACUGCAGAAAAUUCAGCUUGGAGGCUUCAGACUGCUCUGUCUCACUUGCUGACUAGUGGAUCCACAGAGAGGAAACAGAUUACCAGAAUUUACAGUGGGUGUUAGAGUAAGGAAUCAGGAAAUCCUUUCAAAUCUUGCUCCUCAAGUCUAAGACAAAACUAUUGCUAUUCUCCAGUAUUGGUUUUUGGAGUAGUUGCAACAGAAUUUCGAGUAAUGUUUUAAGACAGGCUCUUAAUAUUUAUUUUGUUUUUAAACUGAAAUUUGCUUUCCUUCCAGUUUCCCUUCAUUCUAAAGACCAUACUGUGAAUUCCGUCUCAUUCUCUACUACGUGUGUUUGUCCCUCAAACCAAUUCCCUCCCUUUUCUGCUUUCCUCUCCUGCCUGUGGGUCCCACCCCAGUUUCUAUUUCACCACCAGGCCUUCAUGUCAAAGAGAAAGAGUUUGGCUUGUGUUGCUGCAGGAGUGUCCCAGUGUGUGCAUCCCCAAAGAGCAGCUGGUAUGUGGUGACUUAACAAAGUGGGCCAACAGGAGGAGAGAUUUGAUACAAACACCAACACUCCUUCCAGUCCUUUGAACUAUUCACACCAAAGGCUGGCAAAUCUUUAAAGUCCUGAAGAGAAGUGACAAGCAUUAAUGUUAAGCUGUGUCAAAGCAAGACAAUAUUGUAAUAGUUGAAAUUUUUGCCAGAUCUUUCACUGUGUGACAUAACUUGUUUUUACUGUCUUUGUUAUGAGCUUGUCAACAUUUUCACUCUAUAAGACAGUUUAUGAUCAGUGUGUAAACAGUCUAUGUUUACAGCAGAUUAGCUGAAUUCAGCAGAAUUGCUGAAACUUGGCUUUACAUUGUGAUCCAGCAGUUGUUACUCCAAAGGAAAAAAGUUAUGUCUUGAAAGCAAAAGAAAACAGAGGAUUAUGAACAACUUAAGCAGCAUUUUUAAAGGAAGAAAACUAGAAGUAUAUAGAGUUACUUUCUAGCAGAAUAGUUAGUGGAGCUGCUUUGGCUAUCAAGUGCUUUUUCCCCUAUGUUUUAGUAUGAAUUUUGCAUAGGAGUGAUCAUUUUAUGCAGAAUGUUUAAAAAUGUUCCCAAGUCCACAUGUGGUUGGAUGAUACAGCUGUUACUUAAGAGAACUUAGGAGUGAAUCAAAGACCUGUAUAGUGGACCUGUUCUGUCUGAACUUUGGAGGACUUUGGAGACGUUGUAGUCCUAUUUUGGGGGACUGUAGUAAGAAAAAGGUAGGAAGUUAAGCUUCAGAAAUUGUGUGGCAGCCUAAACAAAGCCUUCCUUGGUACAUUUAUACUGUGCUAUGCAUGCCAUGCGCUUCAAGAGUCUCAUUUAAAAUCUGUUUGCAAUGUUCUUUCGUUAUUUUUAACGGAGCUGAGACACAAGCUGUUGCUGAAAAAGUAUGUUUGCACUAAUGAGAAUAUUCUUGCCAAUACCACUAAAGCUCGUAUAAGCAUGCAAACAAAACAGUCUGCAACUAUAAUGACUGCCGUAGAAGGGAGGAAAUGCAAGCAGUCAGCAAUACAGCAAUACAUAGAAAUUGUUAAAAAAACCCAAAACAACAGUCUUUAAUUUAAAAUCUCAAAAUGGAGAUUGCAUCCAGUUAUAUCUUGCAGUUGUAACUAGUUAUUUCAAAAUAUGCACUUCUGUACCCUUUCAUGUGGACUUUUUUCUUUGUUACAAUUCAGAAAAUUAUUUGUACAAAUUAAAAGGAACUCUAAUUCUUCCAUA